AGAAAAUAUAAUUAAAUGGAUGACGUGUUUGUAAGGGUCCUUCGGACUUCCGGGUGUGUAUACACAGAUCGAAAACGGAGUCGCCUCGCCCAAAAGAUGUCUAAAGUAACGUUUAAAAUCACUCUGACGUCGGACCCCCGGCUUCCAUACAAAGUACUCAGUGUCCCAGACAGCACACCGUUUACUGCAGUUUUGAAGUUUGCAGCUGAGGAGUUCAAAGUGCCAUCAGCAACCAGUGCAAUAAUAACAAAUGAUGGAAUAGGAAUCAACCCCGCCCAGACAGCAGGCAAUGUGUUUCUUAAACAUGGCUCAGAGCUUCGCAUCAUUCCCAGAGACAGAGUGGGAGGACAAGGAGACUGAUGCUGCUUUUCCUUGUUGACGACAUAAUGACUCACCCGGCAGAAUCAUAUAACACUUGAGACCCAGGAAACACCUCAGCUUGUGCCAUAUUUAUCUUCCGGCCCACAACUGACAGUGACUCGCAAGAGAAUAUGUAUAUUUAAACUUGGCGAUGUGAUGCACACACACUUGCAUGCUCCCUGCUUCUUCACUCUGUUAUGUUGCUCAUUAACAGAUCGGUGUGACAUCGAGAGUUUCCAGAGGUACUGAGUCAUGAAUAUACACAAACACAGCAGAUGCAUUGUGGAAAUGAUUUAGCUAAGGUUAACAAACAGUUGUCGCUUUUGUAUCUUUGUAAAGGUCAAUAAAUCAGUUUAACUAACAACAACA
This is a messenger RNA of Cyclopterus lumpus (lumpfish), 729 nucleotides long. RefSeq names its product ubiquitin-fold modifier 1 (gene ufm1). The record is from RefSeq and is a predicted model, not a curated record. Lineage: Eukaryota; Metazoa; Chordata; Actinopteri; Perciformes; Cyclopteridae. Gene Ontology annotation, cellular component: nucleus; cytoplasm. Gene Ontology annotation, biological process: protein K69-linked ufmylation. The transcript is spliced from 6 exons. Bases 16 to 360 code for a protein of 114 amino acids.